CAAUGGGGCGGGUUUCGGACGGCGGGAGGCGCUGCGAGGCUCCGCGUGGUCCCUCCGAGGCUGGCACCUGCUGAAAGGACCUGGGCCGCGGCCGGGCCUGACUGCUGCGGAGGCCUCGGCAGUGUUGACUUCAGGCAGACCUCUACGUUAUGAUCCGGCUGCUGGGCUACGUGAACCCCUCGGAUCCCAGCUUUGUGGCUGCUGUCCUCACCAUCACCUUCAACCCACUCUUCUGGAAUGUGGUUGCGAGAUGGGAACAGAAGACCCGCAGGCUGAGCAAGGCCUUUGGGUCACCCUACCUGGCCUGCUAUGCACUGGGCGGCGCCAUCCUGCUCCUGAACCUCGUCCGCUCACACUGCUUCACACAGGCCAUGCUAAGCCAGCCCAAGAUGGAGAGCCUGGAUAAUGCCGGGGCCUACCGCGUGGGCCUGGUGCUCCUGGGAGUGGGUGCCUUGUUCGUACUCACCAGCUUCUCUGCACUGGGCUUCACUGGAACCUUCCUAGCCCAUUUCCUGCUUCCUGGGAAGAGAGCUUCGUCCAGUGGUUCCGGCCCUCACCUCAGAUCUGUUGCACCCUUCGUGCUGGGACGAUGGCGUGACACAGCUCCCGGUAGCUCCUCCUGCCGCUGUACCCCGUUGGCAGCCGGCUGCCCUACUUUUUCCUCAGAUGAGGCUCAGUUGUCCUCAAGGAGCAGCAACAAACACGGACUGUUCUGGGGAGAGGAGGGCCUGCAACGACAACAAUGGCGGCCUUUCUGUUUUCUUCACCACGUAUAUAUUAACAUGUAGAUUUAAAUUUCAUAAUGUGAGUUAAUUUUUUUUUAAACUAAAAUACAUUUGAGGCCUCCUUAUAUUUUCAUUUAUUUUAAAACUUUAAUUUGAUAACUCUUGUAUUUUUUCUCAAAGGGCGAUGGAGUUUCAAACUACUCCUAUGCAAGUACAUUGCAAAUAGCAUGUGGGAGAUGUCUUUGGUCCCAACAAUCAAAAGCCAAAUAGAUACAGCUGUCACUGUGUUUUCUCCCUCAACAUGUUUGUUUUUAAUUUUAGGUAGGAACAAUUUAUUAAUUAUAUAGAAAUUAUGCACUAUGAGAAUUAACUACAAUGGAUAUUUUGUUUGGUUGCUUUACAUUUUUUUUCUUCUUCUUUUUUAAAGUAAUAAUUCCCCAUUCCCUUCUCGACCCAGCUCCUGGUAACAGCUAAUCUAGUUUUGCCUCUAUAUGCAUUUGCCUAUUCUAGGUAUUUUAUGUAAGUGGGAUCAUACAAUAUUUGUCUUUUGUG
Messenger RNA from Trichechus manatus latirostris (Florida manatee), 1277 nucleotides. It is a transcript of the gene PEMT, whose product is annotated as phosphatidylethanolamine N-methyltransferase. Gene Ontology annotation, molecular function: phosphatidylethanolamine N-methyltransferase activity. The transcript is spliced from 5 exons. The coding region runs from base 150 to 788 and encodes 212 amino acids. Gene Ontology annotation, biological process: phosphatidylcholine biosynthetic process. The record is from RefSeq and is a predicted model, not a curated record. Lineage: Eukaryota; Metazoa; Chordata; Mammalia; Sirenia; Trichechidae.